This is a messenger RNA of Arabidopsis arenosa, 1475 nucleotides long. The record is from the annotation of a GenBank genome assembly. Lineage: Eukaryota; Viridiplantae; Streptophyta; Magnoliopsida; Brassicales; Brassicaceae.
AACCCUUCACUUACCAAAAGCCACACACAACAAUGUCUCUCCUUCUCCCUAGGAAUUUACAACAAUACCCUUCUUCUUCCUCCUUCCCAUCUUCAACCCCUCUCCUAUCUCCGCCUCCCUCCACCGCCUUCGUACCUCGCCGGAGAUGUCUCAGAUUAGUCACUUCUUGUGUCUCCACCGUUCAAAGCUCCGUCGCAACAAACGGUUCCUCUCCAGCUCCAGCUCCGGCCGCUGUUGUCGUUGAACGAGACCAGAUUCGUCUUGGUCUUCCUAGUAAAGGACGUAUGGCUGCCGAUGCAAUCGAUCUUCUUAAGGACUGUCAACUGUUUGUUAAACAAGUCAAUCCUAGGCAAUAUGUUGCACAGAUUCCACAGUUACCAAACACUGAAGUCUGGUUUCAACGGCCAAAGGAUAUUGUCAGGAAGUUACUCUCAGGAGAUUUGGAUCUAGGUAUCGUUGGUCUUGAUACACUUAGUGAAUAUGGUCAGGAAAAUGAAGAUCUUAUCAUUGUCCAUGAAGCUCUCAACUUUGGAGACUGCCACCUAUCCAUUGCGAUUCCCAACUAUGGGAUUUUUGAGAAUAUAAAUUCUCUGAAGGAGCUAGCACAAAUGCCCCAAUGGAGUGAAGAGAGACCCUUACGCUUAGCUACUGGCUUCACUUAUCUCGGCCCUAAAUUUAUGAAAGAAAACGGCAUAAAGCAUGUGGUGUUUUCAACUGCAGACGGAGCCCUGGAGGCAGCUCCUGCGAUGGGGAUAGCUGAUGCCAUUUUGGACCUUGUGAGUAGUGGGACAACACUCAAAGAGAACAACUUAAAAGAAAUUGAAGGAGGUGUUGUGCUGGAAAGUCAGGCAGCACUUGUGGCAAGCAGAAGAGCAUUGACCGAGAGAAAAGGAGCACUAAACACAGUACACGAGAUUCUUGAGAGAUUGGAGGCCCAUCUAAAGGCGGAUGGUCAAUUCACUGUUGUUGCAAACAUGAGAGGAAAUAGUGCUCAGGAAGUGGCUGAGCGUGUGCUGAGCCAACCAUCAUUGUCUGGAUUGCAGGGACCAACAAUAAGCCCAGUUUACUGUACACAAAAUGGAAAAGUAUCGGUUGACUACUAUGCCAUCGUGAUUUGUGUACCAAAAAAGGCCCUAUAUGACUCUGUGAAGCAACUGAGAGCGGUCGGAGGUAGUGGGGUAUUAGUUUCACCUCUGACCUACAUUUUUGAUGAGGAUACUCCAAGAUGGGGUCAGCUCCUGAGAAACCUCGGGCUUUAAAUGCUUUGGUAAGGAAGAUGCAUAUGCUGAACAAGUUUUAAGAAGACUCUUUGGUGUAAAUCUCUGAGUUUUGGUACCUUUGUGUCUCUCUUUUUUCUUUCCAUUUUCUGCUGCAGUCGUUAUCCUCCUUGCUGUUGUAAUUUUUACAUCUCUUUUCUGUAUGGAUCCUAUUCGUUGUUGUUAAUCCCGUUGGAACAAUAAAAACAAGCCUUUUCA